Rhodotorula toruloides NP11 is the source of this 2352-nucleotide messenger RNA. RefSeq names its product guanine nucleotide exchange factor, Ric8. Gene Ontology annotation, cellular component: cytoplasm. Lineage: Eukaryota; Fungi; Basidiomycota; Microbotryomycetes; Sporidiobolales; Sporidiobolaceae. Gene Ontology annotation, molecular function: G-protein alpha-subunit binding; guanyl-nucleotide exchange factor activity. Bases 1 to 2352 code for a protein of 783 amino acids. Gene Ontology annotation, biological process: G protein-coupled receptor signaling pathway. The transcript is spliced from 4 exons. The record is from RefSeq and is a predicted model, not a curated record.
AUGGCGGCUUCCAUCCCUCCACACUUCCUCCAGCAAGCCAUGCUCGCUCGACUCGCUUCCAGCACCUCGCCCGCCCCACCUGCGCUCGCCGACUUCCUCAAGCUCUCGCAGGACGAGCGAAGCCGCCCAGAGUCUGUCUCGAAGCUCGUCGGAGUCUUACAUGCCCUCUCGCAAGGCUACGAGCCCAAGCCGGAAGAGCGACGAAAGCUCGUCACUGCCCUCUUUCCCCUCGCCUCGACCGUUCUCGACCAGCCAGACCAUGCACAGAACCCGCUCUGCGUCCCCCUCUGCUCCCUCCUCAAGUUCGUCGGCCGCAGUCCCGCAGGAACGGAGGAGUUGGCACGAGCAGACGGCUUGCGGGUGCUCGUACGGCUGGGGGGUUUGGACAGGGCCGCAGGACUCCCUCGGAUGGAGGCGGUCGAGGGUGAAGGGGAGGAAGAUGACGACGACGACGCGGCGAAACGGGCACUGGGCGCGGCAGAGAAGGACCCGCUCCUGCCUGCCGAGUCCGAGGCCCUCCGUUGUCUUGCGAACGUCCUUACGCUCCACCCGUCGGCGAGGGAUGCCUUCCCCGCUGUUCUGCUCGAAGGCGACCGCAAGGCGCUGAAAGGAUUUGUGCGGAUCUUGGCGUGUGAUGGGGCGGGCUUCUUGGUUGGCCGACUGCUCUUCCUGUUGACGAGCAAGGCGAGCGAUGCGGUCACCGAGCUCGUGCUCGACGGGGCAUGCGUCGAGACCAUGCAGCAGUUCGCCAGCCGAUAUCUCGCCAUCUAUCGCUCCGAGAAGCACCGGCGUGCCCUCGCGACGGGACCUCCCAUGGCGACCUACGACGACAUUCUCCGCGAACACCUCAAGCUCGCCUACAACCUUAUGCUUCAGUACUCGCGUUCGCCCGCAACUCUCCCAGAAGGCUUCGAGAAGACUAGCGGCCUCGGUGGCGACGGCAAGAAGAGGCGGUUCUGGCGGUCGAGGGAGAAGAGCGGCGCUUCUCUCACGAGCUCACCAGAACUCGACAAGGAGACGACGGGAGGCGAGCCUUCCUCGUCCCCCGAGCCAGCGAAGGGGACAGACUUGCCUCGCUCGAAGAGUCCGAUCGCUAUCGCGAAGCGUGUCGGCGAAGCAGUCAAGCGCUCGUCGCGGACGAGCAGUCCCGCUCGCUCACCCGAGUCUUCGACCACGACUGCGGCAGCAUCGACCUCGAAGGAGGGCGACUCCCUCACCCUCACCGCCGCGCAUCUGUUUCUCCCUCUCUUCCAGCCGUACCUGUCCAUCGCCGUCACGCUGCCCCUCUCCUCGACCACUCCCGCAAUCUCGCCGACUGCAGCCUCUAAAGAUCCCUCGCCUGUCGUCCGCGCCGCCCUCAACACGCUUCUCAACUUCCCCGUGGAGCUGGAAGAGCUCUCCGGCUGGUCAACGUCCUGGCUGCAGUACGUCCCGCCACGAGUUUCGCCUCAAGACGGCAUGGUCCGUAAGGGCGGCGGCAUCGGGUCGCUCGGCGAGCGGCUGCUUGAGAUCGUACAGGGCGUCUGCGACGCCUACCUCCCCGCGGACAAAGUUCCCGAGCACCCGAAGCUCGUCACGAAGCGCGACAAGGAGGAAGGCAGGAAGCUUGAGGCACCCUGUGCGCCUGACGAGUGGCUAUCUGGUGGCGAUGAUGCGGCGAAGGUCGAGGAGAUUCUCGGGCCGGUCAUGCUGCUCAUGCGCAAGCUGAGCAUGCUUGGCGAGUCGCAGUUCGUCUUCCGCGAGCUCCUCUUCCCUCCCAACAUCGACCGCUCCGUUCCGCUCAACCGCCAGCCCACCCUCACCGGCCACCUCGUCCGCCUUCUCUCGUCCGUUCUCCUACCCAACACCGCUUUCGGCGUCGGCGAGUUCCUCUACAACCUCUUCGACCGCUCGCCCGAGAAACUCGUUCGCGCGAUUGGCUACGGCAGCGCAAGCGGCUUCCUCCAGAACCGCGGCGAGCUCAUCCCGCCUCCUCCUGGCGAAGAGGAGGAGCGAACCGCGGACGGCGAGCAGCCCCGUCGACCGAUCAACCCGAUCACGGCCGCAUUCGAGCCGCCUGAAGAUCCCGACUACAAGCCGAUGACGGAGGACGAGAAGGAGCGCGAGGCGGAGCGGCUGUACACGCUGUUCGACAGGAUGGCCAAGACGGGCGUGAUCAGCGCGGAGAACCCGGUCGACAAGGCGAGGGCGGCCGGUAAGCUGGAGGAGUCGAAAAAAGAGCGGGAGGCGGAGCUCGAGAGGCUGACGAAGGAGGACGAGGAGCUCGAGCGUGAGGUUGAGCGGGACAUGAAGGAAUGGAAGGAGAAGCGGCGAAAGGCGGCAGAGCAAGGGAAGGAUCCGGCGCAGGUCUGA